Molecule: messenger RNA, 2764 nt
Organism: Mauremys reevesii (Reeves's turtle)
Lineage: Eukaryota; Metazoa; Chordata; Testudines; Geoemydidae
Gene: SPIRE1
Product: spire type actin nucleation factor 1
Exons: 17
Coding region: 157-2547 (796 amino acids)
Biological process (GO): actin filament network formation; polar body extrusion after meiotic divisions; actin nucleation
Cellular component (GO): cytoplasmic vesicle membrane; cell cortex
Molecular function (GO): actin binding
Source: RefSeq, a predicted model, not a curated record
ACAGCUGGGGCGCUGCUGCGGGUCGGUGCUCGCCGCGUAUCCGGCGGCGCGGGCUGGCGGGGCAGGGGGAGUAUGAGGCCGGCGCGGACGGGGCGCAGCGGGGCCCGGCAACAGAGCUCCCUGCGGUGAGGCGCGGCAGGCAGCAGCGGAGCCGGGAUGGCUCGCGCCGGGGCUGCGGCGGAGGCGCUGCCCGGAGACUGGCCCCGGGAGGCGGCGGCAGGAGACGUCUCCUGCCGCAGGGAGGACGAGGCGCGGGACGCGCUUUCCCUGGAGCAGAUCCUGAGGCUCUACAACCAGCCCAUCAACGAGGAGCAGGCGUGGGCCGUGUGCUACCAGUGCUGCGGCUCCCUGCGGGCCCGGGCCCGCCGCCGCGACACCCCCGCCGCCAGGGCGGAGGCGGCCUCCCACGUCCGCAUCUGGAAGGACGGAGCCGUCACCCUGGAGCCGCCCAGCGGGGCUUCCCCUCCGGCAGCAGGUAAAUCAGGACGUUCACACUGCACAGAAACAGAGAUUAUUGAAUCACUGGGGAUUAUUAUUUAUAAAGCUCUGGACUAUGGCUUGAAGGAGAAUGAAGAGCGAGAACUAAGUCCUCCCUUGGAGCAGCUUAUCGAUCACAUGACCAAUACCGUGGAGGUAGAUGGGAGUAAAGAUGAAGGCUAUGAGGCUCUGGAUGAAGGCGUGGAGGAAGAUGAAGAUGAAAAAGAGGAAGUUGAGGUCAUUCACUCCUAUAAAGAUGUCAUGAAGUUGUGUGCUGCCCAUCUACCAACCCGAUCAGAGGCACCAAACCACUAUCAGGCAGUAUGUCGGGCACUAUUUGCUGAAACAAUGGAGUUGUACACAUUCCUGGCCAAAAUUAAAAGUGCAAAAGAGAAUCUGAAGAAGAUUCAGGAAAUGGACAAAGAAAGGAGUGAUGAAUCCAGCACAGACCUUGAUGAGUUGAAAAAUGCUGACUGGGCCCGCUUUUGGGUACAGGUGAUGCGAGAUUUGCGGGACGGUGUUAAACUUAAGAAGGUUCAAGAGCGUCAGUAUAACCCACUUCCAAUAGAAUAUCAGCUCACGCCCUAUGAAAUGCUAAUGGAUGACAUUAGAUCCAAACGCUAUACCUUAAGGAAGGUUAUGGUCAAUGGGGAUAUUCCACCUCGAUUAAAAAAGAGUGCUCAUGAAAAAAUCCUGGAUUUCAUCCGAUCACGGCCCCCAUUAAAUCCUGCCUCUGCAAGAAAACUGAAACCAACCCCACCACGGCCACGCAGCCUCCAUGAAAGGAUACUGGAGGAAAUCAAGGCAGAAAGAAAGCUGCGCCCUGUCUCACCAGAUGAGAUCAGGCGUAGCAGGCUAGAUGUAUCCACACCAGAGGCCUCAGGAAAAUUAGCAGACAGCUCUGUAGUAAAUGGUGGCUUGACACCACAAGCAAAGGUGAAUGGCAUCAGCACUACCCAAGUGACAAUGCAGCGAAAAAGACUCCUUAAAGCCCCUACGUUGGCUGAACUGGAUAGCUCGGAUUCAGAGGAGGAGUCUAUGCACAAAUCAGCAAGCAGCAGCAGUGUCUCUCCUUCCCAAAUGGAAGACUCCUUUCAAGAGACCACCUCUGGUAGAAAGAUGCCUCCGAAGUUUUUGCCAAUAUCAUCCACUCCACAGCCAGAGAGGCGUCAACCACCGCAGAGACGACACUCCAUUGAAAAAGAAACACCGACUAACGUGAGACAGUUCCUACCACCUUCAAAACAGAGCUCCAGAUCACUUGUUCCUAGGAUAACCAGUUUUCUUCCAAGGACGACUUUCAGACCAUUUUUUUCAACCAUACAAACAGCUUCUCUGUUCAGCUCUCAUCCCUUUGAAGCAGCCCUGGUUGGAGUGGCAAGGGCUAUGUAUUAUCUGUGUGACAAAGCUUUUACCAGCAGGUGGAAACCCCCAAAGGAGGAAUUUUGUUACCCAGUGGAAUGUCUGGCUCUGACAGUGGAGGAAGUCAUGCACAUUCGUCAGGUGCUGGUGAAAGCAGAGCUGGAAAAGUACCAGCAGUAUAAAGAUGUCUACACUGCCCUCAAAAAAGGAAAGCUCUGUUUCUGUUGUCGAACAAGGAGGUUUUCUUUCUUCACCUGGUCCUACACCUGUCAGUUUUGUAAGAGGCCUGUAUGUUCACAGUGUUGCAAAAAGAUGCGGUUGCCAUCAAAGCCAUACUCCACCCUUCCUAUCUUCUCUCUGGGACCUUCUGCUUUGCAGAAAGGAGACAGUUUUAUGAGACCAGAAAAACCCUCCACCAGUCACCACCGGCCGCUUAGGAGCAUGUCUAGGUUGUCCACAAAGUCAAAGUCAGUAGAUAAAUCAAAUGAAGAUCUACAGUUUCCCAAAGAGUUAAUGGAGGACUGGAGCACCAUGGAGGUGUGUGUGGACUGCAAAAAGUUUAUUUCAGAAAUCAUCAGCUCAAGCCGGCGCAGCCUCUCUCUGGCCAACAAACGAGCCAGGUUAAAAAGGAAAACACAGUCGUUCUACAUGGCAUCACCAGGCACCUCUGAAUACUGCCCAUCUGAGAGAACUAUCAAUGAGAUCUGAGUCUUGUGCCUUUUUCUUUGCUUUUGUCUUCAUGAGGUCAGCAUCCGUGAGAAAGAUCACUGAAACUGUCCUUCCCUUCGUUUUACUUUAUGAGCUUGAAUUUGCAUUAGAUCACAGGGUUUGCUACUCUACGGUUUCCACAGACUCUACAUUCAUCUCUCUAGAUAAUGAUAUGUAAUAGGUCAGCCAAUAACUCAUUUGCACUGGAAGGAAACAA